Messenger RNA from Teleopsis dalmanni, 370 nucleotides. RefSeq names its product COP9 signalosome complex subunit 9. Lineage: Eukaryota; Metazoa; Arthropoda; Insecta; Diptera; Diopsidae. Bases 116 to 328 code for a protein of 70 amino acids. Gene Ontology annotation, biological process: negative regulation of protein neddylation. The transcript has 2 exons. The record is from RefSeq and is a predicted model, not a curated record.
UUCAGUAAUGAUUAUUAAAAACAUAGUAAACAAAAUUUUUAACAGCUACUUAUAAAUUUUCAUUAAAAAGAGCCUGUCAACAAAUAUUCUCCAAUUAAAUUAAGAAAUCUUAACAAUGGAUUCUUCAAUUAAGGACAUGAAACCAGUAGCUGCGGAUGAAAUGUUCCCUGAGGGCGGGUUUAUAGACCUGGAAGAUUCCGGCACAGCAGCCGUUAUGUUAAUGGAUAUAGCAACAAACGACAAGCAAGUGCACGCUGAUUUCUAUAAUGAUUUUGGAGAUUUGUUCGAUGACAGUGAGGUGACUUUGCCCAUGAAUGGAAAUAAAUAAAUAAGAUUUUAGUAAUAAAAGCCAAAAAUCAAGAAACCAAUA